AUGGGAGAGGCAGCGCGUGGAGGUUGUUGUCCUCCGAUGGAUCUGUUCCGUUCAGAGCCGAUGCAACUGAUUCAGCUCAUCAUUCCCAUCGAAUCCGCUCACUGCACUGUUUCCUACCUUGGUGACCUUGGCCUUCUUCAGUUUAAAGACCUCAAUUCAGAGAAGAGCCCCUUUCAACGAACUUAUGCAACUCAGAUAAAAAGAUGUGGAGAGAUGGCUCGUAAAUUGCGUUUCUUCAAGGAGCAAAUGUUUAAGGCAGGUGUUUCACCAAAAGGUUCCACAACACAGUUUGAUGUGAACAUCGAUGACCUUGAGAUAAAACUUUCAGAAAUUGAGUCCGAGUUAACUGAGAUGAAUGCAAAUGGUGAAAAGUUGCAACGCACAUACAAUGAACUUGUUGAGUAUAAGCUUGUUCUGCAGAAGGCUGGUGACUUUUUCCACUCAGCUCAAAGCCGUGCCAUAGAGCAGCAGAGAGAAUAUGAAUCACGCAAUCUGAGUGGGGAUUCUAUGGAAGUACCUUUAUUACAGGACCAAGUAGAUAUCUUACCUGGCUCAUAUCUAACUUUAUUCUCGUAUAAUGUUGGACAACCUUCAUUUAAUGAAUCUAAUCCUGCAAUUUGUUUUGUUGUAAAGGAAUUAUCAGGUGAUUCAUCAAAGGCAGUUAAGUUGGGAUUUUUAGCAGGUCUUGUUCCCAGGGAAAAGUCCAUGGCAUUUGAGAGAAUUUUAUUUCGUGCUACUAGAGGCAAUGUAUUUUUGAGGCAGACUGCUGUUGAGGAUCCGGUUACAGACCCUGUUUCUGGAGAAAAGACUGAGAAAAAUGUUUUUGUCGUCUUCUAUGCCGGUGAAAAAGUGAAAGCCAAGAUUCUGAAAAUCUGUGAUGCCUUUGGUGCCAAUCGAUACCCGUUUGCUGAGGAACUUGGAAAACAAGCUCAAAUGAUUACAGAGGUUUCUGGAAGGCUUGCAGAAUUGAAGACCACCAUAGAUGCGGGGCUUUUGCACCGAGUUAACUUGCUGGAAAAUCUUGGGACUCAAUUCGAGCAAUGGAAUCUUUUGGUGAGGAAGGAGAAAUCCAUCCACCAUACCCUGAACAUGCUAAGCCUUGAUGUGACGAAAAAAUGUCUAGUGGCUGAAGGGUGGAGUCCCGUUUUUGCAACAAAGCAGGUCCAGGAUGCAUUACAGCGGGCUUCAAAGGACUCUAACUCCCAAGUCAGUGCCAUUUUGCAAGUUUUGCAUACCAGAGAGUUGCCACCUACCUACUUUCGCACAAACAAGUUUACGUCUUCGUAUCAAGGAAUUAUAGACUCAUACGGGGUUGCUAAAUAUCAAGAGGCAAAUCCUACUGUGUUUACUGUAGUUACCUUUCCGUUUCUUUUCGCUGUAAUGUUUGGUGAUUGGGGGCAUGGAAUAUGUUUACUACUGGCCGCUCUAUAUUUCAUAAUCAGGGAGAAGAAACUUUCUAGCCAGAAGCUUGAUGACAUCACGGAGAUGACUUUUGGGGGUCGCUAUGUUAUUUUCAUGAUGUCACUCUUCUCGAUCUACACUGGCCUGAUCUAUAACGAGUUCUUUUCUGUUCCAUUUGAACUCUUCGGCCCCUCUGCAUAUGAGUGUCGUGACCUUUCUUGCAGGGAUUCUACCACAAUAGGGCUGAUAAAAACGCGUCGCACUUAUCCUUUUGGAGUGGACCCUGUAUGGCAUGGUACACGUAGUGAAUUACCAUUCCUGAACUCUUUGAAAAUGAAAAUGUCAAUUCUUCUUGGAGUUGCUCAAAUGAACCUUGGAAUUAUAAUGAGCUAUGCCAAUGCAAGGUUCUUUAAGAACCACGUAAAUGUAUGGUUCCAAUUUAUCCCCCAGGUGAUAUUUCUUAACAGUCUAUUUGGCUACCUAUCCCUCCUUAUUAUUGUGAAGUGGUGCACGGGUUCUCAAGCUGAUUUGUACCACGUAAUGAUCUACAUGUUCCUGAGCCCAACAGAUGAUUUGGGCGAGAACCAACUCUUUGAGGGUCAGAAAAAUCUUCAGCUCGUGCUUCUGCUUCUGGCUGGUGUCGCUGUGCCCUGGAUGCUGUUGCCAAAACCCUUUAUUUUGAAGAAACAACAUGAAGCUAGGCACGGGGAUGAUUCCUAUGCACCACUCCCAAACGCGGAGGAAAGCUUGCAAGUGGAAUCAAGUCAUGAUUCCCAUGGUCAUGCGGAAUUUGAGUUCAGUGAAAUUUUCGUACAUCAACUCAUACACACUAUAGAAUUUGUACUUGGAGCAGUAUCUAAUACAGCUUCUUACCUUCGUCUGUGGGCCCUUAGUCUUGCUCAUUCAGAGUUAUCAAGUGUAUUCUACGAGAAGGUUCUGCUUAUGGCAUGGGGGUACAAUAAUGUGAUUAUCCUGAUAGUGGGUCUCCUUGUUUUCAUUUUUGCAACUGUUGGAGUGUUACUUGUCAUGGAAACUCUGAGUGCCUUCUUGCACGCAUUGAGGCUUCACUGGGUGGAGUACCAAAACAAGUUUUAUGAAGGAGAUGGUUACAAGUUCCACCCUUUCUCGUUCACAUUGCUAGACGAAGAGGAUGAGUUGAUAUAA
Lathyrus sativus (Indian pea) is the source of this 2565-nucleotide messenger RNA. Lineage: Eukaryota; Viridiplantae; Streptophyta; Magnoliopsida; Fabales; Fabaceae. The record is from the annotation of a GenBank genome assembly.